Melanotaenia boesemani (Boeseman's rainbowfish) is the source of this 962-nucleotide messenger RNA. RefSeq names its product granzyme B-like. The coding region runs from base 3 to 797 and encodes 264 amino acids. NCBI's taxonomy places the organism in Eukaryota, Metazoa, Chordata, Actinopteri, Atheriniformes, Melanotaeniidae. The transcript is spliced from 5 exons. Gene Ontology annotation, molecular function: serine-type endopeptidase activity. Gene Ontology annotation, biological process: proteolysis. The record is from RefSeq and is a predicted model, not a curated record.
UGAUGCAAGCCAGACUGUUCAGUCUUUCACUGUGUGCAACCAUGAUCUACUCAUGCUGCAUCGUUUACAUCCUGCUUCUUGUCACCAUCACUGGGGCCACAGAGAGUGGUAUAGUAGGUGGUCGGGUUGCAAAGGCCCACUCCAGACCCUACAUGGUAUCACUCCAGAUUCAAGGACACCAUACAUGUGGGGGGAUCCUUAUUCGGGAGGACUAUGUUCUAACUGCAGCGCACUGCAAAGACUCUUCUCAAGCCAUGACAGUAGUACUAGGAGCACAUGAUAUCAGCAAGAGAGAAAAAAGUCAGCAAAGGAUCCCUGUGGCAGCAUACUACCCGCAUCCAAAAUACAAUAAAAAAUGUGGUAACGACAUUAUGUUACUGAAGUUAAAAAAAAAAGCCACACUGAACAAGUACGUCAAGCCUAUUGGACUACCCAAGAAAGAGGGGAAAAUCCCCUCAAACAUAAAGUGUUCUGUCGCUGGAUGGGGCCAAACAGCAGCCAAAGGGCCCAUGUCAAAACUUCUGAAAGAGGCCACAGAGAAGACGCAAUUUAACUUUGAGUGCAAAAAUAUUUGGCCAGAAUAUUUUAAUUCUGAGCACAUGAUCUGCACCAAGUUUGACAGGAAGAAUGGAGGAAUAUGCCAGGGUGAUUCUGGUGGACCCCUACUCUGCAACAAAAAAGCUGAAGGCAUCACUGCUUGUGCAGUGGAUGGUGAUUGUAAUAAUCCAAAGUACCCACACCUCUUCACUAAAAUCAAUUUCUUUAUCCCUUGGAUUAAGAAGAUGAUGCAGAAAUAGGGGAAUGCUGCUUUCUGCGCUUCCAGGUCAACUAAUGAGGCUUAGCAAACAUGUAUGUUGAAUAUGUGUAGUCUUAGUUUGGAGAAACAGGGUUUUGCAUGUAGCAGAAAAUAAAAGCACAAUUCAUAUUUACAACAUCAAUAAAAAAUUACUUAUUAUUGUUUA